AUGUGGGCCGGAUCUGUGACGAUCCGUCAUUGUGGUGAAAUUAGGGUUUUAGUAUUAGUUAAGUCUCCAUAUAAGUUGUUCCCAUUUUCUUCCUCCUCCUUUCCGCUGCUGCCGUCUUCGUCUCUGAGUGAUGAGGCUGCCCCUGCUGUUGUUCCUCCCGUUGCUGAGCCAGCGGCCAUUCCAGAGGACAUGGACCUAAUGACUGCAGUGGAGUUGACUCUUAGGAAGGCUCGUGCCCAUGGCGGUGUGGUUCGUGGUCUUCAUGAAAGUGCUAAGCUUAUUGAGAAGCGUGUCGCUCAGCUCUGUGUCUUGGCUGAAGACUGCAACCAACCUGACUAUGUGAAGCUUGUUAAAGCUCUCUGCGCUGAUCACAACAUCAAUUUGCUAACUGUUCCAAGUGCCAAGACCCUCGGCGAAUGGGCUGGUCUCUGCAAGAUUGAUUCCGAGGGUAAUGCCAGGAAGGUUGUUGGAUGCUCAUGUCUUGUAGUCAAGGACUACGGUGAGGAGACCACUGCACUCAGUAUCGUGAAGAAGCAUAUUGAAUCUAACUAA
This is a messenger RNA of Arabis nemorensis, 552 nucleotides long. The record is from the annotation of a GenBank genome assembly. Lineage: Eukaryota; Viridiplantae; Streptophyta; Magnoliopsida; Brassicales; Brassicaceae.